UCCAUUCCCGCCCCCCCUUUCUCUCCAUCUCUCGAUCUCUCUCUCUCCCUCUCUUCUCCCAUCCUGCUAGCGAGAAGCACCAUUGGAGGAGCGAUCUUCAUGGAUUCCCAGGUUCUUGUGGCGCUUGCCUUCUCUAUGGUCGGCGGGUUGAGUACAUCCAUAGGUGCACUCUUGGUGGUUCUUAAUCCCACUCCCAAUCUUAAAAUGCUUGGCCUAUUACAGGGUUUUGCUGCUGGCCUUAUGUUGAGCAUAUCUUUUUUAGACUUGGCACAUAAUGCCAUGAAUUCCAUUGGCUUCUUAAAGGGUAACCUAUGGUUCUUUGCAGGAGUUAUUCUGUUUGCCUUUAUUGUCAAUUUCAUCCCAGAGCCAACCCUUGUUCCAAAUGCUGACGAAAGAAAGAAACAAGAAGAUGAUGAUGGAUCAGGCAAAGACCUGAUGAAAAAACAUCGCCGUCAAGUCUUGUUUAGUGGGAUAAUAACUGCAGUUGGCAUUAGUUUGCACAACUUCCCUGAGGGAAUGGCAGUGUUUCUGGGUUCUAUGAAGGGCCUACGUGUUGGACUGAACUUAGCUUUGGCUAUUGCUUUACACAAUAUUCCAGAGGUUAGCCCUCAACUUAUAUGGAAUUAUUCAUACUAGCAAAAAUUAUGCAUCCCUGCAACAUGUCACUGGCAGUCUGGCAUACUUAAAUUACUAUCCUA
This is a messenger RNA of Dioscorea cayenensis subsp. rotundata (Guinea yam), 698 nucleotides long. RefSeq names its product zinc transporter ZTP29. Gene Ontology annotation, biological process: zinc ion transmembrane transport. The transcript is spliced from 7 exons. NCBI's taxonomy places the organism in Eukaryota, Viridiplantae, Streptophyta, Magnoliopsida, Dioscoreales, Dioscoreaceae. The record is from RefSeq and is a predicted model, not a curated record. Gene Ontology annotation, cellular component: membrane. The coding region runs from base 100 to 636 and encodes 178 amino acids. Gene Ontology annotation, molecular function: zinc ion transmembrane transporter activity.